Messenger RNA from Cajanus cajan (pigeon pea), 2036 nucleotides. Its product is annotated as cell division protein FtsZ homolog 2-1, chloroplastic. Gene Ontology annotation, cellular component: chloroplast; cytoplasm. Lineage: Eukaryota; Viridiplantae; Streptophyta; Magnoliopsida; Fabales; Fabaceae. Gene Ontology annotation, biological process: chloroplast fission. Gene Ontology annotation, molecular function: GTP binding; GTPase activity. The record is from RefSeq and is a predicted model, not a curated record.
UCAACAUAAGGAAAAGGGACAACAGGGAAAGGGUGCUUCUGCUGCUUAGAGGUUACACUAUAAACCCCUCUAUUGAUUCCACCAUUUCCAUUUGUAUCCAUCCACCACCCACAUGCUUUGCACGGAUUCCCUAUUUCUCUCUUCAACCUUCUCAGGAACAGGCACUUGAAGAAUUCUGGGUGAAUUUAAAGUUUUAAUCUUUUAAGCCUCUAAGUUUCCUCCAUAUAUUUACCUACAUAUCCCAACUUUGAAGCUUGGAUUCCAUAUAAACCAAAAUGACCACUUGUGUGUCAACAAUUUUCGCACCUUCUAAUACUAGAAACUCAGCAAGGGUGUUGACUGUUGGAGGAAGAAAUCUGACUGGGAAUUACCCUGGGAGAGCUUGUUUCAUGAAAAUGUAUGACCGCAGGAGUGGAUUUUCCAGUGGCAACCGAAUGUUGGGUUUACUUCAAAUUAAAUGUUCAUCCCAGAGUGUCAAUCCAUUCCAUAGUCAAGGCCCUUUUCUAGAUUUACAUCCUGAGGUGUCAAUGCUUAGAGGAGAAGGGAGCAGUACAGUAAACAGCCCAAGAAAGGACAGCUUAGGUGGGGAUUUAUCUGAGAGCCUAGGAACUACAUCUAUUCAAAGUGAUUACAAUGAAGCAAAGAUCAAAGUUAUUGGUGUUGGAGGUGGUGGGUCAAAUGCAGUCAAUCGCAUGAUAGAGAGUUCGAUGCAUGGUGUGGAGUUUUGGAUUGUUAAUACUGAUGUUCAAGCCAUGAGAAUGUCGCCUGUCUAUCCUGAGAAUCGUUUGCAAAUUGGUCAGGAGCUUACACGAGGUCUUGGCGCUGGUGGUAACCCUGAAACUGGAAUGAAUGCUGCGAAAGAAAGCAAAGAAUCGAUAGAAGAGGCAGUCUAUGGAGCUGAUAUGGUCUUUGUUACUGCCGGAAUGGGUGGGGGUACUGGCACAGGUGGAGCUCCAAUUAUUGCUGGUGUAGCAAAGUCAAUGGGUAUACUGACGGUUGGUAUUGUCACCACCCCUUUCUCAUUUGAAGGAAGAAAGAGAGCUAUUCAAGCCCAAGAAGGAAUUACAGCCUUAAGAGAUAAUGUUGACACGCUUAUAGUUAUUCCAAAUGACAAGCUACUAACAGCAGUUUCUCAAUCUACCCCUGUAACUGAAGCAUUCAAUCUGGCUGAUGAUAUCCUUCGACAGGGUGUGCGAGGCAUAUCUGAUAUUAUUACGAUACCAGGGUUGGUGAAUGUGGAUUUUGCUGAUGUUCGAGCUAUAAUGGCCAAUGCAGGUUCUUCACUAAUGGGGAUAGGAACUGCAACUGGAAAAUCAAGAGCAAGAGAUGCUGCAUUGAAUGCCAUCCAGUCACCUUUACUGGAUAUUGGUAUAGAGAGGGCUACUGGAAUUGUUUGGAACAUAACUGGUGGGACUGACAUGACAUUGUUUGAGGUAAAUGCUGCAGCAGAGGUUAUAUAUGACCUUGUGGACCCUACUGCUAAUUUAAUAUUUGGAGCAGUAAUAGAUCCAUCACUCAGUGGUCAAGUGAGCAUAACAUUGAUUGCAACUGGAUUCAAGCGUCAAGAGGAGAGUGAAGGGAGGCCCCUGCAGGCCAGUCAACUCACUCAAGCAGAUACAACCUUUGGCGUCAAUCGGCGACCUUCCUCUUUCACCGAUGGUAGUUUGUUUGAGAUACCUGAAUUCCUGAGGAAGAAAGGAGGUUCUCGCUAUCCAAGGACUUAAUACUCUUCCUAAUUUCUUCAACCCCUUGCAUUUCUUCAGCCUUGGAUAUACAUAACAUUGGUCUAGGUACUUGGUCCCUUUCUUGCCUUGGAUUUUAGACACAGCUGUGUAUACAGUUUGUUCAUUGAAGUUAAUUACUUUCCACUUUCCAGACUUGUGCGCCUAACUGGAGGUAUUGCAGCAUGGAUCCAUUUCUUGGCAUGUUUGAAUAAGUUUGUUAGCUUGUACAGAGAAUAUUUCAGUAAUGCUGAGAACUUGUUAUAGUUCUUUGGCUUGUUAUAGGAAAUUCAUUAUUGUGCUUCAGAGUAAUUA